Seminavis robusta is the source of this 1830-nucleotide messenger RNA. NCBI's taxonomy places the organism in Eukaryota, Bacillariophyta, Bacillariophyceae, Naviculales, Naviculaceae. The record is from the annotation of a GenBank genome assembly.
AUGAUCCCUCUGCUUGUCAUCCUGUUGAGAAUGAGUUCCAAGAUGCACUGGUCGACAAGAUCGGGCUUAGCGCUCUUCAUUGCGUUAUCUCUUUCCUGCCUUUUGAUUUUUCCUCCUCGGGUAGCUGCUUUUUCUGUCCUCAAAUUAAAUUCCAACGGUCUAAAACAGUCGCUACCGGUAACGACGAGUCGAGUAAGGGUCGCAGCGGAUGUAACCCAGGAAUCAUCGAGCAGCAGCGAAGAUUCAUCGUUAUGGGAGAAUGAUGCCCGACUUGUCGACGAAACAUUUUCGGAGUUGUACGGCGAUGUGCUCCCUCCGUGGUUGUUGAACCGAUUAAACGACUGUGGCUGGACUCGGCCCACUCUGAUUCAAAAGGAAGCACUGGACACCAUUCUCCGUGAUAAAGAAGAUGCCGUCAUUCAGGCGCAAACAGGAAGUGGAAAGACUCUGAGUUUUCUGCUACCCAUUCUGGCCAAUGUGGAUCCAUCCAGGGCCGCUGUACAAGCCCUCAUUGUCGUACCCUCGCGAGAAUUGGGAUUGCAAGUGGGGAGAGUCGCCAAACGGUUGGCUGCCAAGACUUCCUCUGAUGACAAUAAUAAUAGCCACAAUGAUGAAACAAUGGAAACUUCAGAUAAUGACGAAGGCGCUCUCAUUCAAACCACAACCACCAGUCAGAAUAGUGAUAAAAUCAUGAUCAUGACUGUGCUCCAAGGAAGCCAAAAUAGAAGACAAAGAGCCUGGGCUUGGGCUGAACCACCACAAGUUGUCAUUGGAACACCCGAAGAACUAUGCAACAUGGUACGCUUUGGAGGCAUCAAACGCUACAACAGUGUCAAAUACUUGAUCGUCGAUGAGGUAGAUGCAUGUUUGCUCAAUAAUGCUGGAACCUUGUCAUCCAAAUUGUCGUCGUCGUCUCUGCACGAACUACUAUCCAAACAUCUCAGUCCAACCUAUGAUGAUGGCGACACCAGUGGCGACGCGGCAACGAUGGAUGGCCAAGAAGCUGGAGUCCUACCCACACGAAAAAAGACAACUCCAAGACCCCUUUCCAACACGCGACAAACCAUUUUCUGCUCCGCCACUAUUCCACAACACCGUCACUUUAUGAAACAAUGUGUUCAAAAUCAGUGGAUCCUAUCCAAAAAUCCAAAACAUGUUUGUCUGAGACAAGGAGAACAAUUGAUGCCACCCACUUUGGAUCAUGCGUACAUGGUGUGUGCAUCCAGCGAGAAAAAAUUGGCCGCACUCCGGAGAAUUUUGAAAAAGAUACAGGCACAGGGCACCAGCAAAAAAGUGCUCAUUUUUACCGAACCACAACGACCAAUGGAAGAAAUGGCACAAGUGGUGGCCAAGGAUUUGGAGGGACUACUUUGGAAAGAAGUGCAUGGACCAAGCGAAGAAGCUGAAGCAUCCGCUGUUGUGAGUGUGCUGAGGUACGAAGACAGCCUUUCCCAGCGAGCUGCUGCCAUUCAAGGAUUUACAGGAGGAGCCAACAAGCCCAUCAAUAGCCACCAAUGGAAGGGUUACAGUAGUAGUAGCGAUGGUCAAAGAGGAGAAGAUUUCCAGGAAAGCAAUGGCAAGAUGCGUGUCCUGUUUUCAUCCGAUCUGGCAGCCCGAGGGUUGGACAUUGAAGACAUUACCCACGUCAUUCAGUUGGAUCUAGCUCCGGAUGCCGACAGCUAUGUUCACAGGUCCGGCCGAACAGGACGGUUUGGUGCUUCAGGGCAAGUUGUCUCCAUCAUCACACCCGAACAGGAAUUUGUGCUCAACAGACUAGCCAACAAGCUGCAGUUGGAAAUGGACUGUAUAGCAAGACAAAAGAAGAAAUAA